Molecule: messenger RNA, 662 nt
Organism: Wyeomyia smithii (pitcher-plant mosquito)
Lineage: Eukaryota; Metazoa; Arthropoda; Insecta; Diptera; Culicidae
Exons: 2
Coding region: 125-484 (119 amino acids)
Source: RefSeq, a predicted model, not a curated record
AGCAACAAGUAGAAGUGUGAACCAUACGAAUAUUAGUGUGAAACAAUCUUCAGAUAUUCAAAUAGAAAAACCGUUUAUUCUAUUGUAAACAAUCAACUAAUUGUGAGGAAAAACAUAAUUUAAAAUGAGAGCAUCGACACAAUUACAUGCAAUGAAGAUACUUCUGGUGCUAAGUUUCUUCACUGUGAUCCUGUGUUUCCCGACUGAGCGAGAAAAGGUUCCCGUAGCUGUUGAGACCUCAGCACAAAUCCAAUCAGCGUUAGCUGGAUCAAAACCUUCAACCGGGUUUUCCGUACCAACCAAUGUGCAGAAUAACCCUAGCAGUCGACCGAAGCGAGAGAUAAUUUUCCGCCCAUUGUUCGUCUAUCGCCAAGAGGAGCUACGAAAGGAGCGAUAUCGGGAGCAAAAGGAUUACUACAAACAGCUGGAAAAAUACCGGGCAUGGGAAGAGUACCAACAGUCGCUGCAAUCAAACUUAGUCUAGAAAACACAUACAUCGAAUUUCAUUCGAAUGCCGGGAAUUAUUCCCUACGGAUUUUGUACCUUGCUAUUUUGUAGCUGUAUUUGUUUUACCUGAUGUCAUCUUUAAGCAGUAAUUUAUUUUAUGAACAACAUUUUUAGUUGAGGCUAUUAGUGAUAGGAGUUGGUGAUGCCACCAAACA